Molecule: messenger RNA, 2655 nt
Organism: Otolemur garnettii (small-eared galago)
Lineage: Eukaryota; Metazoa; Chordata; Mammalia; Primates; Galagidae
Gene: ENPP5
Product: ectonucleotide pyrophosphatase/phosphodiesterase 5 (putative)
Exons: 5
Coding region: 297-1727 (476 amino acids)
Source: RefSeq, a predicted model, not a curated record
GUGCGCUGGUGCGAGUCCUGGGUCGCUGCUCGCUCCCUCCCCUCCCCGCGGUUAGCUCCGGCCUGCGGAGGGGAGCCUCCUCCAGGCCUCCGACCCAUUGCCCCAGACCGAUGCCGACUGACCUAAUCGUUGAGAGGAUUUCCUAAGCUGAGGAAGAAGGACUGGAGGGGAGGAAGAACUGGAAGCCGCCAGAGAAAUCUGAACCCAGAUCCAGGGAUUCCACUGCUUUGUCCAGUAUUUUGUGCAUGGAAAAGAAAAAAAAGUAUCGUACACUGAACUGAUCCAGUGCUUUGAAAAUGACUUCGAAAUGUCCUUUGGUGUCCUUCAUACUCGCUGCACUAACUCUUUCAACUACAUUUUCUCUCCAACCAGACCAGCAAAAGGUUCUACUAGUUUCAUUUGAUGGAUUCCGUUGGGAUUACUUAUAUAGAGUUCCAACACCCAAUUUUCAUUAUGUUAUGAAGUACGGUGUUCAUGUAAAGCAAGUUACUAACAUUUUUAUUACGAAGACCUACCCUAACCAUUAUACUUUGGUUACUGGCCUCUUUGCAGAGAAUCAUGGGAUUGUUGCAAAUGACAUGUUUGACCCUAUUCUGAACAAAUCUUUCUCUUUGGAUCACAUGAAUAUUUAUGAUUCUGACUUUUGGGAAGAAGCAACUCCAAUAUGGAUCACAAAUCAGAGAGAGGGACAUACUAGUGGUGCAGCCAUGUGGCCGGGAGCAGAUGUAGAAAUACAUGAGACCUUUCCUACUCACUACAUGCCUUACAAUGAGUCCGUUUCAUUUGAAGACAGAGUUGCCAAAAUUAUUGAAUGGUUUACAUCAAAGGAGCCCGUAAAUCUUGGUCUUCUCUACUGGGAAGACCCUGAUGAUAUGGGCCACCAUUUAGGACCUGACAGUCCUCUCAUGGGGCCUGUUAUUUCAGAUAUUGACAACAAGUUAGGAUAUCUCAUACAAAUGCUGGAAAAGGCCAAGUUGUGGAAUGUUGUGAACCUAAUCAUCACAAGUGAUCAUGGAAUGACCCAGUGUUCUGAGGAAAGGGUGAUAGAACUUGACCACUAUCUGGAUAAAGACCACUAUACCCUGGUUGACCAAUCUCCAGUGGCAGCCAUCUUGCCUAAAGAAGGCAAAUUUGAUGAAGUCUACGAAGCCCUAGUUCAUGCUCAUCCUAAUCUUACUGUUUACAAAAAAGAAGAGAUUCCAGAAAGAUGGCAUUACAAAUACAACAGUCGAAUCCAACCUAUCCUAGCAGUGGCUGAUGAAGGGUGGUAUAUUUUGCAGAAUAAGUCGGAAGACUUUUUGUUAGGCAACCACGGUUAUGAUAAUGCAUUAGCAGAAAUGCAUCCAAUAUUUUUAGCCCACGGUCCUGCCUUCAGAAAGAAUUUCACAAAAGAAGCCAUGAACUCCACAGAUCUGUACCCACUGCUGUGCCACCUCCUCAAUAUCACCGCCAUGCCACACAAUGGAUCGCUCAGGAAUGUCCAGGAUCUGCUCAGUUCAGCACCUCCAGGGCCAAUUCCUUACACACAGAGUACUACGCUCCUCCUUGGGAGUGUCGAACCAGAAUAUGAGCAAGAGGAGUCAUACCCAUAUUUCAUAGGGGUCUCUCUUGGCAGCAUUAUAGUGAUUGUAUUUUCUGUAAUUUUCAUUAAACAUUUAAUUCACAGCCAAAUACCUGCCUUACAAGAUAUGCAGGGGGAAAUAUCUCAACCAUUAUUGCAAGCCUAAUACUAGUCUGAAGUGGAAUUGUGUAUUGAAGUGGAGAUUGCAUAGUUCUGUCAGUGUUUAAAGAUUUCAAGUUCUAAAAAUCUGGUUGUAGGCAUUUGCAGAAACAUCAAGGAAUUAUAUAUAUAUAUAUAUUUAGGUCACAGUCACACACACACAGAUGGGCCAAAAUACUCUUACCUGCAAGGGAUUAAAAAUGUGAGAAUAUGUCUCCAUUGUUCUCUUUAGUUUAGGGUUAGGUAAAAUCCUGCCUUAUUUGGACUUGGCACAUAUAAUGUACAUAUUCAGCAACUUUGCACUAUUUAAAGUACCUUGUACAAUUGCACUUUAAAUUACUCUCCUAAUGAGUACUUCUAUUUGAAAUGCACUUUAUGGACAAUUAUGUCUUAGAGCUUACCUGAAAACAGCUUUUUACACCUGUAUCACAAAAUACUACUUAUUCACUGUUCAAACUGGAUGAAAUUUCUAGUGAUUCCUGAAUAAUGUAGAAACCUAUUUCCUUAAAUUAGGAGAACAACUAGAAAGUGGCAACUGUUGAAAAUUAAAUGUGAUAAACUUUAUACCUUUAGUUUUGGAGAGAGGUUUUCCCUAUGGCAGACUGCAUCUGUGGGCAUUUCUUGUCAUAUGUCUUUCCCCAAACAUGUGUUUUCCUUUAUUUUUCCCCCCACAAAGAGAUCCAAAUACUGACAGGUUCAUUGUCAUAAAAUUAAUUAUUGCUAUUUCCUGAUUAGUCAUAUUACUUUGGCUUUUAUAAUAAUGAAGACACCAUGAAUAUACAUUUAAUACACAUUUCUUUCUUAGGUAGGUCAGCAAUGGCCUGAACAUAAGAGACCAGGCACCAUCUCAGCAAUGUUUUUUCUUGUCUAUGAUUAUUUUGCUUCUUUGAAAACUAAAUCAUUAUUAAUAGCAUUAAAAAUCAAAUUAGAUAAAA